Molecule: messenger RNA, 1107 nt
Organism: Microthlaspi erraticum
Lineage: Eukaryota; Viridiplantae; Streptophyta; Magnoliopsida; Brassicales; Brassicaceae
Source: the annotation of a GenBank genome assembly
AUGGCUUAUAAUUGCAUCAGACUCCACUUAGCCUCUGUUUUCUUGCUUUUGGGGCUUAUUAUCUCAUUUUCCAACCUGCAGGGAACUGCAGCAGAAAACCUUUCCAAGCAGAAACUCACCUCACGGAUUCUUCAGGAUGAGAUUGUGAAGGAAGUCAAUGAGAAUCCAAACGCAGGAUGGAAAGCUGCUUUGAAUGAUCGGUUUGCUAACGCCACCGUUGCAGAGUUUAAGCACCUGCUGGGUGUUUUACCAACACCAAAGAAGGAAUACUUAGGUGUACCUGUUGUAAGCCAUGACAGAUCUCUCAAGCUUCCAAAAGAGUUUGAUGCUAGAACCGCUUGGUCACAGUGCACCAGUAUCGGAAGGAUCUUAGAUCAGGUAAAACCUCAUUCGAGUAGGGGUCACUGUGGUUCUUGCUGGGCAUUUGGUGCUGUUGAAUCCCUUUCCGACAGAUUCUGCAUCAAAUAUAACAUGAACAUUUCUUUAUCUGUCAAUGAUCUCUUAGCAUGCUGUGGAUUCCUCUGCGGUCAAGGUUGUAAUGGUGGCUACCCAAUCUCUGCGUGGCGCUACUUUAAACACCAUGGUGUAGUCACCGAAGAGUGUGAUCCAUACUUUGACAAUACCGGAUGCUCUCACCCUGGAUGUGAACCUGCAUUCCCUACACCAAAAUGUGUGAGGAAAUGUGUCACCGGAAACCAGCUCUGGCGUGAAUCAAAACACUACGGUGUUAGCGCGUACAAAAUCAAAUCUGACCCUCAAGACAUCAUGGCAGAAGUUUACAAGAACGGACCUGUCGAGGUUGCUUUUACCGUUUACGAGGACUUUGCGCAUUACAAAUCUGGAGUGUACAAGCACAUAACGGGUACCAACAUUGGAGGUCAUGCUGUUAAGCUUAUUGGCUGGGGAACUUCUGAUGACGGCGAAGAUUAUUGGUUGCUUGCAAAUCAAUGGAACCGAAGCUGGGGUGAUGAUGGUUACUUCAAGAUCAGGAGAGGAACAAACGAGUGUGGCAUCGAACACGGCGUUGUAGCUGGUUUACCUUCAGACAGGAACGUCUUUAAAGGUAUCACUACUGCUUCGGAUGAUCUUCUUGUUUCCUCAUUUUAA